This is a messenger RNA of Xenopus laevis (African clawed frog), 1891 nucleotides long. RefSeq names its product heat shock transcription factor 1 S homeolog (gene hsf1.S). The record is from RefSeq and is marked provisional. Gene Ontology annotation, cellular component: nucleus. NCBI's taxonomy places the organism in Eukaryota, Metazoa, Chordata, Amphibia, Anura, Pipidae. Gene Ontology annotation, molecular function: DNA binding; sequence-specific DNA binding; DNA-binding transcription factor activity. Gene Ontology annotation, biological process: regulation of DNA-templated transcription.
CGCUGACCAUGUCUCCCUCGGCCUGUGAGUCUGUGUGGAUAGGCCUGUGACGUGAGUCUGAACCAGAGACCCCGCCAGGAGAGUCCGGGGAGCUCCAUACUGCAGUGAUACAUUUACCAACCCGUCCCCGAAGUGAUUUCACCCCUAAAUUCUCUGCCAUUCAGUCUGUGCCCUACUACAUCCUCCCUAUGGACCCCCACGGGACUUGUGGGGGCAGCAAUGUACCUGCUUUCCUUGCCAAGCUCUGGACUUUGGUGGAAGACCCAGACACAGACCCUUUAAUCUGCUGGAGCCCAGAAGGGAACAGUUUCCAUGUGUUUGACCAGGGACAGUUUGCCAAAGAGGUUCUUCCAAAGUAUUUCAAGCACAACAACAUGGCCAGCUUUGUACGGCAACUCAAUAUGUAUGGGUUUCGGAAGGUUGUCCAUAUUGAACAAGGGGGCCUGGUGAAACCUGAAAGAGAUGACACAGAGUUCCAGCAUCCCUACUUCAUCCGUGGUCAGGAGCAACUUCUGGAGAACAUCAAGCGCAAAGUCAACACCAUGUCUGCAACAAAGAGCGACGAGGUGAAGGUGCGACAGGACAGUGUUGGCAAGUUGAUAUCAGAUGUACAGAGCAUGAAGGGCAAGCAGGAGAGCAUUGAUGGCCGGCUACUCUCCAUGAAACAUGAGAACGAGGCCCUGUGGAGGGAGGUUGCGAGCCUGAGGCAGAAGCACACUCAGCAGCAGAAAGUGGUCAAUAAGCUCAUCCAGUUCCUGGUCUCAUUGGUUCAGUCAAACCGGAUCCUGGGAGUAAAGAGGAAAAUCCCCCUCAUGCUGAAUGACAGCAGCACAGCCCACUCCUCACCCAAGUACAGCCGUCAGUACUCGCUGGAGCACGUGCACAGCAGCUCCACCUACCCAGCCCAGGUCUCUGGAUUCACAGACUCCGCCCUCUACUCGCCAGACUCCUUGGCAGGACCCAUUAUAUCCGACGUGACGGAACUCGCGGAGUCCAGCCCCUCCCCCUCCCCAUGUCCCAGUUUAGAGGGCAGCCCCAGUCCAGUGAUUCUGAUCAAGGAGGAGCCACUGACGCCGUCCCACAGCCCUGAGCAGAGUCCUGCGCCCCCUAAACUGGAGGACACCCCAAUAUCGCCAUCCACCUUCAUAGACUCAAUUCUGCAGGAGAAUGAGGCCAGUGUUUGUCCCGGUGGCAAUAAAAAUGGAGUCUCUCAGUCGCACCCCCCUGAGCCCUGCCUGAGUGUGGCCUGCCUAGACAACGUUUCUAGCAGCCGUCAGAUGUCUGAGGUCUCUCGUCUGUUCCCCACCUCCUGUUCCUCAGUGCAGGGCAGAGCGGAGCCCCCCGGGAUGGAGCUAAAUGACCAUGUGGACACCAUUGACUUCAGCCUGGACAACCUGCAGAACCUGCUCAGCGGCCAGAGCUUCAGUGUCGAUACCAGUGCUCUAAUGGAUCUCUUCAGUCCGUCCUUGGGAAUCUCAGAGCUCUCCCUCCCCGACCCCGACUCCAGCCUUGCCAGUAUCCAGGAGCUGCUGUCGUCUCAGGAUCAGAAGGCGUCGGAGACAGAGUCUGGAACACCUGACACAGGGAAGCAGAUUGUCCAUUAUACGGCUCAGCCCCUCAUCCUUAUGGAUUCCACUGACUCGGACCUUCCCAUUCUCCUGGAGCUGGAGGGGGAUGAGCCGUACAUUGAAGAAGAAGGGGAUGAUUAUUCAGAGGAUCCCACCCUCUCUCUGAUUUCUUGGGACCCCCCGAGCAAGCCAGCUGGCUCCAGCAUCUCCUAGGAACGGAGGGAACUUUAAUGAAGUGUGUGUGCUGCUGCCCGAGUGUCUGCAUGCCAACUGGGACUGGCCUCCUGCUUGUUCUCAUCUUGCUGCAAGAUGGGCCAAUCGGA